AUGGACAUCCUCAACUCACCACACAUCCCUCCAUCGCUGAUCGGGGCUCUCACCUUCUACCCAUUCCUGUUCACAACGCUCGGACGGAUGCAGGCUGUCAAGAACAUCCUCCCGCCCAAGGCAGACACCCAGAAGCAGUACCAUCUCUGCAACAAGAUUGUCGCCUCGGUCCACUCGACCAUCAUGACCUGCACAGGGCUCUACCUCCUCUUCACCGUUGACUGGUCCAAGAACGAUAUCUCAACCUACAAGACCGCUCUUACGCCCUUCCUCGUCGGACUCGAGCUCGGAUACCUCACCCAGGAUACGGCCUUUGAGUUCUACCAGCGCGCAAAGUUCGGCGUCGGUAGCAACUUGAUUCUCUUUCACCACGUCUCCGUCAUCCUUGGAUCCGCCUACUACCUCUAUGCACUCACCAUCAACAAUCCCGGUCCUUACUUUAUCGGAAUGUUGUCGCUCAUGAACAUGAGCACACCCAUCUUGCACUUCCGUUGGGUUCUCCAGAGCAAUGGCAGGACAUUCGUCAACUCGAGACUCAAGCGCUUCAUCGACACUGCCUUGAUGGUCACCUACUUCUGGUGCAGGAUCUUUGGUAACUGGUGGAUGGGCGUCGCCAUUGGCACCAAGCUCGGUAUGACCUGGUACGAAGCACCUUUCCACAUCGGCAAAAAGUUCACCAUUACCACCACCACCAUGUUCUUCAUGAACGUCGUCUGGUGGCUCAUCCUCGCCAAGCAGUGGCUCCGUUCCGUCAACUCCUUUUACUUUACGAAACAGGUCGUCAAGAAGUCCGAGUAG
Linnemannia hyalina is the source of this 798-nucleotide messenger RNA. The record is from the annotation of a GenBank genome assembly. NCBI's taxonomy places the organism in Eukaryota, Fungi, Mortierellomycota, Mortierellomycetes, Mortierellales, Mortierellaceae.